GAUAAAAUGAUUGAAUUAAAACAACUGAAACUUUUCACACUUAACUCAUUGUUAACAUGUUUUAUCGUAAUACUUAAAGUUUAUUGUCAAUUGAUUACUGCCGAGGAUAAUGAUGUUCACUUUGAUUUCAAUAAAUAUUUCAAAGUUAAUAUAGCGACUAAUAAACCAAUUAUGUUGGAAACGUUGGUCACACUAUACAACCCGCAUGCCUGGCCGGGACCUAAUGAUACCCAUACGUCAACACCCAAACCUACAACCACUUCAAUGCCAUUCCGAAGACAAAGAGCUCGGUUUGCGUACGGUUUGAGACGAUCGGCGGCUGAGUUUCGCAAUCAUGGCUACGGUUACGACUGGAAUAUUAGCCAACCGGUCACCUAUCGGCCCAUAAUUUACGAAAAUAAUAUGAAUAAAACUUAUAUCCCUAAUAAUUAUGAUACAAAUUUUACUAUUAGUCCAAUUAACAGAAAAUUUUAUGAUACAAACUAUGAUCACAUUUAUGGCGCUAACAAUACCUUUACUUAUAGGCAAAACUAUACACAGGAUUAUUAUAAUAAUAAUAAUACAGUAAAGUGGACAACAUUUGUGCCAAAUUAUAGUUACGGUUAUCGGAUAGUCACUGAGCGACCAUUGUUUAGCUACAAUGUUAACAAUACCCGAAAUUUUCCUGUUUAUCGGCCAAAGGUGUUGGUCCGCAAUGAAUGGCCAACAGUACGAAACUUUACAUUACAGACAAUCGGCAAUCAAACGGCUAAUUCAACCUUCAGAUGUGAAUAUAUGCGAUAUUUUGGAUAUUAUGCCGAUAUUAAUACAAAUUGCAGAGUAUUUCAUGUGUGUACACCUGAUGGCCGUAAAUCGACGUUUAUCUGUCCCUACGGUUUGCUGUUUAACCAAAAGCUAACGGUGUGUGACUGGAGCCGUAACGUUGACUGUCGACAAUCCAUACAGUUUUACGACACAAAUAACUUAAAAUUUGAUAAC
Oppia nitens is the source of this 978-nucleotide messenger RNA. RefSeq lists its product as uncharacterized. The annotation marks the transcript as partial. Gene Ontology annotation, molecular function: chitin binding. Gene Ontology annotation, cellular component: extracellular region. Lineage: Eukaryota; Metazoa; Arthropoda; Arachnida; Sarcoptiformes; Oppiidae. The record is from RefSeq and is a predicted model, not a curated record. The transcript is spliced from 4 exons.